Molecule: messenger RNA, 267 nt
Organism: Parnassius apollo (apollo)
Lineage: Eukaryota; Metazoa; Arthropoda; Insecta; Lepidoptera; Papilionidae
Source: the annotation of a GenBank genome assembly
AUGGGAAAUGGAAUGAAUAAGGUGCUACCCGGCCUUUACGUGGGUAACUACAGGGACUCCAAGGACAUAGUGCAGCUGGACAAAUACAAAAUUACACACAUACUGUCCAUACACGACGCGGCUAGAAGGCUGCACUCCGACAAACACUACCUCUGUAUAAUGGCAUCGGACUCCCCGGAUCAGAACCUCACUCAAUAUUUCAGUUUGUGCAACGACUUCAUACAUGCGGCUCGUCUCAGGGAUGGCAAUGUACUUAUUCACUGGUGA